AUGGAUCUUGACCAUAUCGCAUGCUUGGGUCAAACAUGCCGUACCCGUGUUCGUCCAUGGCGUCUUUGCCCGCUUUUUGCAUCUUUUCCUCUUUCACCAUCACCACAGUUUCAGAUCCUCCAGCCAAAGGAAUUUGACAUGCAUUACACGUUUAAACACAUUUGGGGCACUCUUUUGCCCAUAUCCGUGGCAAUAACGCACAGCGUAGCAGCAAGCCAAGUGCAAAACAGAAGUGUUGAUCUACCCAUUGCUGAACACAUCAUUCCUCUUCGUCGUCUAUCUUCUUCUCAGCACUUUGGCCGUAGAGAAAUCGCCUCAAGUAGUGAUAUCACUGUUGCAGGACACUCUACUAGUCUGCGUAAUGUUCGCGACAUUUUUGGGGUCGACGUCACGGUUGGAGAUACAGUAUUGACUCUGUUAUUUGACACAGGGGCUCCAUUUACAUGGGUCCUUGGCCCAGGGUUUCAAUGCGCAAGCAAAGACGGGACACAACUGUCAGUCCCCAAGGCUGGAAACUACUUCUCUGCGCACUACGCCAGACUAAUCAUUGUGCUCCCCUGCGAUAUAGGAAACCGAACCAAUGCCCAUAUACUGCUUACGGCACCUCCAGUUUCUCAGGAGGCAAGAUAG
This is a messenger RNA of Exserohilum turcica Et28A, 630 nucleotides long. RefSeq lists its product as uncharacterized. The record is from RefSeq and is a predicted model, not a curated record. The transcript has 2 exons. Bases 1 to 630 code for a protein of 209 amino acids. Lineage: Eukaryota; Fungi; Ascomycota; Dothideomycetes; Pleosporales; Pleosporaceae.